Messenger RNA from Toxotes jaculatrix (banded archerfish), 2211 nucleotides. RefSeq names its product dimethylarginine dimethylaminohydrolase 2 (gene ddah2). NCBI's taxonomy places the organism in Eukaryota, Metazoa, Chordata, Actinopteri, Toxotidae. The transcript is spliced from 6 exons. The record is from RefSeq and is a predicted model, not a curated record. The coding region runs from base 438 to 1310 and encodes 290 amino acids. Gene Ontology annotation, molecular function: dimethylargininase activity; amino acid binding. Gene Ontology annotation, biological process: positive regulation of nitric oxide biosynthetic process; arginine metabolic process.
CUUGACACGUAGUCGAGCGGCAGGGAGAGAGACGGAGGGAGUAACGGGAGCUGAGUCGGUUUGGAAAUUAAGUCAAACGGAGGGAAACGUGACCAAGCGUGAAAACACGACGCUUAAAACGGCUGAGAUCAUCUGCUUCCACCUCUUGGCAUCUGCAGACGGGGGAGUAGCCGGUGGAGUGCUGAAAUGAAAGAGGCAGCACAGAGACGGGGAUGAAGAUGCUCUCCGUUCUCCCUCUGGACCUCCUGAUCCAUCCUAUUAGCUUUAUUUAGAGUUCAACUGGUGUUUUUACUAGACCAGAUUGUGGAAAAGUUGCAAACACAUACAUCUUUUUAUUACCUCUUGCUUGUCUCCUGGCAGAGCAAGCUUAUUGGCAAUUUGCAAGAACACUAAUACUCGCUGCCACUUUUUAUAAACAUACAGUCUUUAUUGAAAACAUGGCAAACAUGUGUCCGUAUGGCUGCUUCACCCACGCCGUGGUGCGGGGCAUCCCAGAGACCUUUGGGAAGACUGUGGGAGACCAUCGUGAGAACGGGGAGACCUCAGUGGACCUGGCCAAAGCUCAGCGUCAGUUCGGUUGCCUGACAGGAGCCCUGAGGCAGAAGGUGGGCCUGCAGCUGAUCGAGAUCCCCCCUGACCCUGAGCUGCCAGAGAGCUGGAGGAUAGAGGAUGUGGCAGUCAUCCAGGGAGACACGGCGCUCAUCACCAGGCCCUUCAAACAGCAGAGACGCAGUGAGGUGGAGGCGGUGAGGAGGGUGAUGUCGGAGCUAAACCUGACCGUGGUGGAGAUGGGGACUGAGGAGGGGGACUCCGGAGGGGCCACCCUGGAGGGCAGUGACGUCCUCUUCACGGGGAGAGAGUUCUUUGUCGGGAUCUCCUCCCACACCAACCGCAGAGGGGCAGAGGUGCUGGCAGAUACUUUCAGGGACUUCGCUGUGUCCACCGUCCCUGUCUGCGGUGGAGCCCGACUGAAAAACAUCUGCUCCAUGGGAGGUCCAGACACAAUCAUCAUCAGCAACAGUGACGGGGCCAAGAAGACGCUCCGGAUGAUGGAGCAGCUGACCGAUCACCACUACGAAGUCCUCACUGUCCCGGAGGAAUCGGCCGCAAACUGCAUCUACGUCAAAGGUCCGUCUAAACGGGACUUCCUGCUCCACCGGCCUGCAGAGGAGUGUCCGGACAGCGUCUCUGCCUUCCAGAAGCUGCAGGACUACACCCUGCUGCCUACAGCCUGCAGUGAAGCCUCCAAACUGGGAGCGUCUCUGUCCUCGCUCUGCCUCCUCAUCAACAGAAAACACACGUAUUUCUGAAAACUCAGUAAGUUUCAUAGCAUUUACCUGCACAUGUUCAUGGUGGGGUGUCGGGGGGCCUCAGAAAUGCUUUAGAACGAUUUUUUUUGUGUAUUUAUUGUAGGAAGGAAACACGUAUGCAGUGUGUGUAUGAGGGAAAAUAUGAUCCAUCUGUUAACAGACCUUCUGUAGCAAACAAGCUGAUUCUUGGCACAACUGGCCCCUCCAAACCCCCCCCCCCCCCCAGCUGAACAAACAGUGCAGCACACAAAAGUCUAACAAAACCAGUCAUGAAACCACUAUAUUCAGCUGUUUAGCUUGUAAUUUGUGAGCACCGCUGACUACACAUUUACUGAUUCUGAGACAAAUGCUUUUUUUUUUGAGGAAACUGAAAUCAAUGCUUUUUAAGAGCAGUAAACAACCCUUUGGUACUGAGAUCCAUGGCCAUGUUUAUCUGUUAUAUUCAUAAUAUAACAGGUUGGUAUCUUGUUUCAUUAUUCGUUGAGUAUUAGUUGUUUUACUGACAGUUUCAAUUACAGGACAAUGUAGCUGCUAAUUGUUUUAGAAAUGUAUUCGUUUUUAAAUAGUUUUUAGCUUUUUCCAGUGUAUGAAUUUGUAGCAAGUGUAGAGAUGCCAGUAAACUCACAGCUUGUAACUGUUCACCUUUCUCAUGUGUAGUUUACACUCAGUUGGCAGUUUAUUAAGUACACUAAUGCAGUCUGAAACAACAGACAUGCAUUAAAUCCUACCUUCAUGAAGGUUGUGUUAUGGUGUUGAUUCAACUGUAUGGUCACUUUGGAGGCUGCAGUAUGUGGUGCUGUUGAAUUGUAUUACUUUAGCUAGGUGUACCUAAUAAAUUGCCAACUCAGUGCAUGUGUGUUUCAGAGACUUAAUCCCCUGUCAAAACACUUCUACGAAGAGG